Messenger RNA from Erigeron canadensis, 2375 nucleotides. RefSeq lists its product as uncharacterized. The record is from RefSeq and is a predicted model, not a curated record. Bases 135 to 2156 code for a protein of 673 amino acids. NCBI's taxonomy places the organism in Eukaryota, Viridiplantae, Streptophyta, Magnoliopsida, Asterales, Asteraceae. Gene Ontology annotation, molecular function: cytoskeletal adaptor activity; actin filament binding. Gene Ontology annotation, biological process: actin crosslink formation. The transcript is spliced from 8 exons. Gene Ontology annotation, cellular component: actin filament.
UAUUGCCUUUUUUUCUCAUACUUCAACACAAAUCUGCCAUUAAUAUCCUCACUUGGGUUUUUCAUUUGAGAGAAAACCCACAUCAAAUCUGUUAGCUUUUUUGUAAUUUAUUUAGUUGAUGGUGAAUUAGAGCAAUGGAUGCUGCUCAUUCAUCGUCUUCUUCACUUAGCUUCCGUGAACUUGAUGAUGUAUUCUUGCAGUCUCAAGCAAGAAUAUGGAUUGGCGAAGUGCUGCACACAAGAUUUGAUGAGCAAAUAAGCAUAUGUGAUCUUCUUUCUGACGGGGAGCUACUAUUUGAUGUUUCUAAAGCAUUAUGGAAUAUGUUGUUGGUCAAAUAUAUGGAGCUCAACAAUUUUAAAGCUAGUAAGCUUAUACCGGUUGAUACAAGGAAGAGCAGUGGUAGAUAUAGGCCUUACUCAAACGUUGAUUCAUUUUUGAAGGUAUGCAAAGUUUUGGGAUUGAGUGGUGUGGAUCUUUUCUCCCCAUCUGAUGUUGUGGAGAAGAAAGACACUCGAAAAGUAUGUAUAUGUAUACGAUCUCUUUCAAAGAAAGCUAGGUCUAAGCAAGUAAAUGUCCCAGACUUUGACAUUGUCACCAAGACAGUAGCAAUGCCCACAGAUGUAGUUACAUGCAUCAGAAGAAGUUUGGAAUUAUCAACAGCCGACGUGACUCAUGGACAAACUAAACAUUCAAGAUUGAAAAUUAGGCAGAAAAGUACCUUUGUAUCACAUAUACAAGAGGACGAGUCAUGUGUAGAAGAAUCUGACGAGGAAAUAAGCAAUUAUCCAGGGACUUCAUAUGCAGAUUUUCUAUAUAUAGAGUCAGCAGAGUCGCAAGACACAAUUGAUAAGUAUGCGCUGACUCAAGAACCACAACAGGCUGAUACCAGGAACCAAGAAAUCAAUGAAUUUGCACAUACGCCAGGAUCAGCAGAAUCUCUUCUCUUGCAAUAUGAUAGUAGUGAUAAUCAUCUGGAUGGAAUUUCAUCACCUAUUUGUAAAUCAAGAUUGAUUAUAUGUGAUGAGUUCACACCCAAUAACCGUGGAGCAAACCUUUGGCAUAUUAAUAGAGAAAAUGCUCUCAUUUCACACAAAAGGGGAGAAGUCGAUCAUCAUAUCUCUUUAUCAGAUACGAUUUCAUUUCGAAUUCUUACUGAUGUCCCCUUUCACAUAACUGAAGACUGCUUAUGUCAUUCAUGUAUAUACACUGAAUUACAUGAUUCAAAUACAACACCCAAUGAUUCCAUGUGUAGAACAGGGAGGAAGUUCUCUGAUGAUGUAGAGGCGUCACCCACGAGCAGUGUGAGCUCUGUGGUGGCUUGUAUUCUUGACUUUGAUGCUUGUUCUGACUCAGAUGACCUCGGAACUUUGGCAUCUUCCAUUCCUGAUUUGCAGCAGCAUAGAGCUAACAGACUUGGCAAGUUAUCAAGUUUGUGUAAUCAUUCAGAGCUAGAAGUUUUGGAUCUCUCUGAAGAUGCUUUUUCACCAAAUUGGGAUGAUGAGAAAUCGUCUUGCUCGCUGGAUCAAGAUCUUGGAUCAUUGAAUCAGAUUUUACGGGCAGAACAAGAUUUGGGAGAUUCUUUGGUAUUGGUGAAGGAUGAUGUCAUCAACAUCACAGAAAGUACCCAAGAAACACUGCUAACCAGUAUAAGUUUAAACGAUAAGUUGGAGGGUGUCCAAGUGGCUGAUUCAAAUCUGACUUACAAGAUCGAUGAAUGUGAUCAGGUCACACAGAAUCAGGCUGGCAAAGGUUUUGGCAGUGUGGAGAAAGGAUAUGGCAUUACUCAUAGUGACGAUGUUCAUAGUUAUGGUAAAGGUGGGACAGAAGCAACUAGCAAGGAUAAAAGAAAAGAUGACAGUAUCGAUUGUUUGGUGGAAGCCAUCACCUGUGGGGAGAAUGAUAAGAGGAUUGUUAAAGCGGAGAAAAAAUCAACCUUCAUAGCGCCAUUGCUGAAGACAGUUGCAAAAAGCACAGCACUUUUUGGCAUUUUGUUUUUGCUUCACCUCAGGAAUAGAAACGAUAGAAAUACAAACGGCUUAAGGAUUAACAAUUCAAGUCAAGUUCAUUGGAAAUCAAGUGGUGUGGGGUUCUCAAGAAGAAAAGGGGAGAACACAAGCAAGAUAUAUCCGAUUGAGAAGUUUAAAUUUGGCGAUUAGACUCAUCCAAGUCUUGUGAUAUACAAUACAACAACAAAAGAGUUAUAGAAUAUAUAAGUAGUCUAUGCACAGGCACACUGGUUGGAGAAAAUGGAAUCAUAUGAAGGUAUUUUUAUUUGGAGUAAAAAGAGUUCUAGAAAAUAUAUAGUUUUGUAACCAAAAGUGUUACUCUGCCAGAUCAGUGCAAAUAUAUCAUAUAUAACAUAUUUCUUUCUAUUA